Symbiodinium sp. CCMP2592 is the source of this 1770-nucleotide messenger RNA. The record is from the annotation of a GenBank genome assembly. NCBI's taxonomy places the organism in Eukaryota, Dinophyceae, Suessiales, Symbiodiniaceae.
AUGCUGGACAACAAGAAGCGGGCACGCUGGAAGCGAACAUUCACACCGGGUGGGGAAUCCAUUUGGACAUCAACGAUUGGGGAUGUUGCAUUCGCGAACACUGAAGAUAGGGAUGGUGACGUGAACAUCUUGACACUGGAAGAAAGGUUGGAUGGACCGGUGGAUUCCGAGGCUAACCUUCGACGCGCAUUGCUCAUGCGAAGUCUCUAUGUUGGCAAUCAGAGUGACAUAUCUGAGGACGAUCAGGUCGGGGAGUUCGUUCGCUUUGCGCAUGGUUUUUGUCAGCUAUCCCGGAUGAAGAAGAUGGAGUUCCAGCUGCAUCAGCUCCACCUGUGGACGCAGAGACUGUGGAUGCGGGUUGUGCCCGCAAUGAAACCUUCUGACGACCCGAGGGCGAAUGCAGAUGGAUUCAUGGUCAAAAGCCGUAUCUGUGCAUGUGGGAACUUCGAGGUUGAGGAUUGGACAUUGGGCGGUCUCGACGUCGAGGCGGCUUUUCUCAACGCGGAGAUUUCCGGAAACCGCGUGAUAAUUACUCCGCCGAAGAUAAUGAGAGACCUAGGAAUUAUUGCAGAAAACACUGUGUGGGUGGCGGAACGCAAUAUCUACGGACUUCGACGUGGACCGACAGAAUGGGAGCGAGAACGCGACCACAAGCUCAACCAUGCGGAACUGCCUCCGGGUGAUGGAGACAAACUUGGAGCACUGCAUUUGGUCCCUUUGAAUCUGGCAGCAGGAUUGUGGAAGAUCGUUGACGGCGCGGGCGUGACCAGAGGGGCAUGCUGUGCGUACGUUGACGACGGACUCAUUGUGGGUGGCAUUGAGGUGAUCAGACGGGACCCGGUUGUGAGUGAAACCCUGACUUUGAAGCUUGUUCAGUGCAUGCGAUUCCUCGGUGCAGAGAUUUCUGUGGCGAGCGAUGGAUUGCGUAUUGGACAGGCGAAAUAUGUAGCUCAAGAACUUCGCGCUCGAGGGUGGCUCGCGCUCAAAGGCGCAGAAUCUUUGCCGGUGCCAUCAGAGGGUCUUCAAGGGUCUGAUAUCCGCGACAAUGCGUUCGAAAACAACAUGAAGCUGGCUCAGAAGGAGGCUGGUACCUUGAUGUGGAUUGCACUUCGGUCUAGACCGGACAUUGCUGCUUGCUUAGGUGUUGCUUCAACUCUGAUUACAUCGAGGCCUUCCGAAAGCCUCCGUUUGUGCAAGGGGAUUUGGCGAUACUUGAGAAGCACCUGGAAUAAGACUUUGCACUAUCGCUACGGUGGUGGUCCUGUGAGUCCCGGGGGCAGUGAUGUUGCAGCAGAUGCGGAGUGGACUUUCCGCAUCGUCUCAGAUGCAUCCUUGGCGCCUGGUGGCGCACGGUCACGAAGCGGAAUGGCUCUGUUCUUAGGUGAUCAUCUGGUGUACUGGAGAUCGCAGCGGCAGUCAAUUGUGGCUUGGUCAGCGACUGAGUCCGAGAUCGAGGCUACCGCAGCAGCGAUUCAGGAAGGAAUCAAGAUACACGCAGGGCUUGAGGAGUUGCUUGCAUGUAAGAUUCACAUCAUUGCCAACGGCGACAAUGCUGGGGCGAUUCACUUGAUCACUCGGGAGCGCUUUCAUGAACAGACUAUGCGCACAAGACAUUUCGCGAUUCGUUGUGCAUACAUCAGGGAUUUGGUGUGGCUGCACAGCAUUGAGGUUCAGCAUCGUGGAACAACCGAGCUCAAAGCCGACGGACUUACUAAGGUCCUGGGAAAAGCGAAGCUGGCCGUGGCACGCACGCAGCUGCGGAUCACGUAA